Molecule: messenger RNA, 4052 nt
Organism: Sarcophilus harrisii (Tasmanian devil)
Lineage: Eukaryota; Metazoa; Chordata; Mammalia; Dasyuromorphia; Dasyuridae
Gene: REPS1
Product: RALBP1 associated Eps domain containing 1
Exons: 21
Coding region: 269-2737 (822 amino acids)
Biological process (GO): endocytosis; endosomal transport
Cellular component (GO): cytoplasm; plasma membrane
Molecular function (GO): protein binding; calcium ion binding
Source: RefSeq, a predicted model, not a curated record
CCCGGCCAGAGGCGGUCGCGGCGGCGGGGAAAGGGGAGGGGAGGGCCGGAGCUUCUGCUGACCCGGCCCCGGCGUGCGUGCGUGCGUGCGUGCUUGUGAGCCGGGCUAGGGCGGCGGUGUAGGGGGCUGCCUGGCUCCCGGGCCACGUUCCCUUUUCCUACGCCUGGAUUCGAGGGGUUCCCGAGGGAAGCCGGGCCUGAGGGCCCCGCCGCCCCGGGGUCGCGGGGCGGGGCGGCGGCGAGGAGCCAGGGAGGGGGUGGGGAAGAAGAUGGAGGGAUUAACGCUGAGCGAUGCGGAGCAGAAAUACUACUCCGAUCUCUUCUCCUACUGCGACAUCGAGAGCACCAAAAAGGUGGCGUCCAACGGGAGGGUGGUGGAGUUGUUCCGGGCCGCGCAGCUCCCCAACGAGGUGGUCUUACAGAUUAUGGAACUUUGUGGUGCAACAAGACUUGGCUAUUUUGGAAGAAGUCAGUUCUAUAUUGCUUUAAAACUUGUGGCUGUGGCCCAAUCUGGUCUCCCAUUAAGAGUGGAAAGCAUAAAUACGGUAAAGGAUCUCCCCUUGCCCCGAUUUGGAGCCUCAAAGAAUGAACAAGAAUCUCGACACACAACCUCAUAUUCUUCAGAUACUGAGAAUCAAGGUUCCUAUUCAGGUGUAAUUCCUCCACCACCUGGUAGGGUACAGGUCAAAAAGGGCUCUGUUAGCCAUGAUGCCGUCCAGCCACGUACAUCUACAGAUCAACAGGAAUCCACAUCUCCAGUAGUUUCACCCCAGCAGUCCCCUCCAACUUCUCCACACACAUGGAGGAAGCAUAACCGCCACCCCAGUGGAGGAAAUAAUGAACGUUCUCUUGCUGGACCUGGGCCCUUUUGGUCACCAUUUAGUGAGGCACAAACAGGUUCUUCAGCUGGUGAUGCAGUGUGGUCUGGCCAUUCUCCACCUCCACCUCAAGAAAACUGGGUCAGUUUUGCAGAUACUCCACCAACCAGUACUCUUUUAGCCAUGCAUCCUGCUUCUGUCCAGGACCAGACAACAGUACGAACUGUAGCAUCAGCUACAACUGCCAAUGAAAUUCGUAGGCAAUCCAGUAGUUAUGAUGAUCCCUGGAAAAUAACAGAUGAACAAAGACAGUAUUAUGUAAAUCAGUUUAAAACCAUUCAACCUGAUCUAAACGGAUUUAUUCCAGGAUCUGCAGCUAAAGAGUUUUUUACAAAAUCAAAACUCCCUAUUCUUGAACUUUCUCAUAUUUGGGAACUCUCAGACUUUGAUAAAGAUGGCGCUUUGACACUGGAUGAAUUUUGUGCUGCUUUUCAUCUGGUAGUUGCUAGGAAGAAUGGUUAUGACUUACCUGAAAAACUACCUGAAAGCUUAAUGCCCAAACUGAUUGAUUUGGAAGAUUCAGCAGAUGUCGGAGAUCAGUCAGGUGAGGUAGGUUACUCAGGGUCUCCUGCAGAAGCACCUCCAAGCAAGUCACCAUCAAUGCCAUCAUUAAACCAGACCUGGCCAGAACUGAAUCAGAGCAGUGAGCAGUGGGAGACAUUUAGUGAACGCUCUUCAAGCUCACAAACUCUGACCCAAUUUGAUUCUAACAUUGCACCAGCUGAUCCUGAUACUGCUAUUGUCCAUCCAGUUCCCAUUCGAAUGACUCCAAGCAAAAUUCACAUGCAGGAAAUGGAACUUAAAAGAACUGGAAGUGAUCACACUAAUCCCACUAGCCCAUUACUUGUGAAACCAUCUGAUCUUUCAGAAGAAAAUAAGAUAAAUUCAUCAGUAAAAUUUGUUUCUGGAAAUACAGUUGCAGAUGGGUACAGUAGUUCAGACUCUUUUACCUCUGACCCAGAGCAGAUUGGAAAUGCUGUAACUCGGCAACGGUCACAUUCAGGAACAUCUCCAGAUAACACUGCACCCCCACCCCCACCUCCAAGACCUCAUCCUUCCCAUUCUAGAUCAUCAUCUUUAGAUAUGAACAGAACCUUUCCAGUCACAACAGAAUUAUGCCCCUUGAAGUCAGAGACUGUGCAUUUUUGGCUUUGUAUCUCCAGGACUUCAAAGAACAAAUUGCAUACAGGACAACAACAGGCUGGAGUUGUUGCCCAUCCUCCUGCAGUGCCUCCAAGACCACAGCCUUCACAGGUUCCAGGUCCUCAUGUGCAUCGCCCAGUAGAUGCUGAAGGCCUAAUAACUCACACUAGUACCUCACCUCAACAGAUACCAGAACAACCAAAUUUUGCAGAUUUCAGCCAAUUUGAAGUAUUUGCUGCAUCUAAUGUAAAUGAAGAACCUGAUGAUGAAGCUGAAAAGCAUCCAGAAGUCUUGCAGGUUGAAAAAUCUUCUGAUCCUUCAGGUUCUCUUAGAGUUGCCAAAACAGAUGGAAGAAUUGAGGAAAAGACAGCUGCUAGUGCUCCUGCCAAUGUGGGCAAAAGCACAACACCUCUUGCUCCACCUCCUAAGCCUAUUCGUAGAAGAUUAAAAUCAGAGGAUGAACUAAGACCAGAAGUUGAUGAGCAUUCACAAAAGACAGGUGUUUUAGCUGCUGUUCUAUCUUCACAGCCUUCUAUACCUAGAUCAGUUGGGAAGGAUAAGAAAGCUAUUCAGGCAUCAAUUAGACGGAAUAAGGAAACCAAUACAGUUUUGGCCAGAUUGAAUAGUGAAUUGCAGCAACAAUUAAAGGAUGUUCUUGAAGAGAGAAUUUCCCUGGAAGUUCAACUGGAACAGCUUCGGCCAUUCUCUCACCUUUAAGCCAAUUGCCGUUAACUGUGAACAUAUUCAUUUUUAAUGGGGUAUCAGGCUCUCUCUAAGCCAGUUUGAAGACCAUUUAGCUCACUGCUCUCUCUUCAUGUUAAAAUUUGUGGUUGUUUGUUUUGUCCUGUAUGUUCACCAUUGUAUUUAAGUUUUUUGUUUGUUUUUUUUUUUUAAUUUCAAUAAUAAAGAGGGCCAAGAUGACCUUUUUCUGGAAAGAAUGUUGUAUUUGUUGCCACUCCCGAUCCUUGCUGACCCCCAACAUAAGGAGUAUACGAUAUUGGUCUAUUGUAUUAUGUUUAAGUGGCCAAAACUUUAAACUGGAAUUUAUGUACAUAAUGGGCUUCUCAGCUGCAUGUCAAGCACUGUCCACAGAAAUGUCUUUGUAGAAAAGAAAAAACAGUAAAGUGUAAUGACUCUCGUAGAGUUGUUACUCUUUGAGUUCCAUUCUUUUCAUAUUCACUGUCUGAAAGUAGAUCAUUAAAACAAACUUCCUUCAUAGUCUUUAAAAUUGUCAGUACUGUAGUAGGCAAAGCAUUCUCUGCCUACCUACUAGGUACAGGAAAAGCAGCCUGUCUCUUUGCAAUAAACCAAAUCAUCCAGGGUGCCACAGAGUCUUUGCAGGCUGCCUUGCCAUAUCAAUCAAGUUGUCAUAUUUCCUACUUUCUUAAUAACCUUAUGAAGUAUAGUCAAAAGUCAUCUGUCAUGUUUUCCACGCUUUUUUGAUUUAUCAGAAUUCAUGCAAACAACUAUGAUGAAACCUAGUGGUCCUUUCUUUUCUCAAGUCUCUUCUGCGGAGAAAAAAGGGGAAAGGGGAAAUUUUAUCCCUAAGAGAGAUUAAAUUUUCUCCACAACCAUCAUUUCUAUCUGCAUGUUCCACACACUUUUAUCUUUUAAUAAUUCAUGUCCACCAGUCUUUACUGUAACAGAUUGUCAUAUAUUGUGUGUCAAUACCUCUAUGGAUUUUAAUUCCAACAAAAAUUACUUAGGAUUUCUGGGUUAUUGUCUGUCAUCUUGUCACUAGCCUUAUUCUUUGGGCAUAUAGACAGGCUUUACACCAUUAACAGAGUUCCUUGAGUGUAUCCUACUAUUCAGGUUGAUGUACUGUAUUAGGAUUUGUUGUAUAUUGUAUGAUACAUACCUUUUGAUCUCAUGUAAAUUUGCUUUAAUUGCUGACUAACAGCAGAUAAUCUAUUUAAUGGCUUAUUCUGGCUGUGGGAUCAUAGAUGUUAAACUGCAUGGAUGUAUCUCAGCAGAAUCAGAACUAGCAAUUGUGUGAUUUUUUUUACACCAAUAAAACAGCACAAUAUUUUCA